UUGACCCCAGAAAAAUAGAAAAAGAGUACAUGCCGUAGUUUGUGUAGUUGAGUUGAGAACCAUAUAUAUAACGUCGUAGUUUGCGUUUUAUAUUUUUUGGCGAUCUAUAUAACAUGAUACGUUCGUGUGUGCAAAUAAGAAAAGUCGAACACAUGCACAAUAAUAGUCAUAGAGAAGUGAGGCAUAGCGCAGAGAAAAACCCACGCGUUUAUGAGAGAGGAGACAAUUCUGGUACCAACUUUAAUGUCGUACCGUUGCAUGUAACCUACUUCCCUAGCUUUGCCGCUUCAUUUUUGCCUUCUAUCUUUUUUCUCUUCUGGUUCAAGCAAUAUUUCAACUCUGAUCUAAUUUAUAAUUUAAUUUUAUCUUAAUGUAAAGCAAACUAGUAUCCGGUACUAUGGACAGUUACGCUUCCGUCAAGCUCAAAUUUAAUCUUUAAAAAAAUUAUUAUUAUUUUUGAUCCAAAUUAUUAACUUAAGAAAGUUAUCGAUGCUGGGAUAAAAUUAUUUGGAAUGCAUCAUUCCAUACAAUUUCAUAAAAUAUUUACCAGUUUGAAAACACUUUAAAACAAUUCCACAUAUUAAGUGAAACAAAAAUAAAUAAAUCCUUCCAUUUAAGAAUAUGUGGAAGGAAUCAUUUCAUUUGAUCCCACAUGGAAAAGGUUCCAGUUAUAAUAAAAUCAUCUAGAAAACAUUCAGAAAAUUUUUGUUAAAAAAUGGGAGGAAAUAGUUAUUUUCUAAAAAGAUUCUGCAACGUAAAGGUAGAAGAAAUAACGAAACACUUAAUUUCUGCUUUAUUCAUUUUAUUUUUCUGAUUGCUACUAUUCCAUUCAUCUUCGUUCUAUAUAUUUAUAUUCUGUAUGUUCUUAUAAAUGGUUUUCAGUUGCACCUUAAUUAGAUUAACUCUUAUCGAGCAAAAUAUUUUUGUUUUUAUGUAGUAUAUAGUCUGGCCUUCCAAAAAGAUCGUUCAUGCAUGCUUCGAUUUAAAAAAAAAAUAUGUUAAGUUUACCAUAUUAUGUGAUCAACAUUCCAAUUCUAGCUUGUACGCACAACUCUUUAUCAAUAUACUAAUAUUCUCUCCCAGUAAAAUAGAGGUUCUAGAUCCUGCGAAACCAUUUGGCACAAACAUUUGGGUUCGGAGUCGGACGGUAGCGACGUGAUAUCACUUCAUCGGUUUAAGAUACUCUACCGACAUUAAUCAAGAUGGUGAAAGAGAUUGAGGAUAAAUCUUAACAUUUUUUUAUUGUCUGUUAGCGAUAUGAAUCUUAACAUUUUACUUAUAUAUAAAAAGAGAUUUAGAAAAUUUUCCUUUAAAAACUAUUUGGACUUUAAUCAACACAAAUAUAUGAAGUGGACAUUAAUUUCCGUAAACGCGAGAGGUCAUUAGUUACAAUCAAGCAACACUGGGAAACCCCAAAGAGGCUGGCUACACACCAUGAAGAAAGAGCCCUAGUUGAGACAAAUCCACGUGACUUAGGUUUACAAAUAAAUACAGAGAGCAAAACCCUAACUAAGCAAAUCGGCCAUAAUCUCGUAAAAAGAACAGACAAAACAUAACCUCAUGUAGAAGGAACAAUUUCUGAGCGCUGCCAGUGUUAUUAAUUCAGAGACAUUAUUUCACGAUUCUCAAUUCCUCUCCUUUCAACUCACAACAUCAUAAUUUCCUUUCCCAGCUACAAUCUACUGUCAAAAUAUCAUUUUAACUAAUUUGAUUUAUUGUUAUUACCAUAACACCACUUUAGUGUUAAAGUUAGUGUAAUUUCAGCAAUAAAUUAAUAUAAGUUUCAGCACUGUAAUAAUGUGAUUUUAAUGUUUAGUUAGAAAUGUUUGAGUGCAAAAAAUCACAUUUUCCAUUUUAGACGAUAUAUAGUAGUUAAAACUUCAAAACAUAACUAGUCAAAAUAACUUUUGUGUGUUUCAAAUUAGUUAGAACGGGGAACAUUUUGAAAUGGCAAUUCAGUGUUCAAUUUUUAUUAGUUUAGUUUCAGUUGUUUUCAAGAAAGUUUUCUGAAAGAUCCAUGUCUUACACUUAAACAAAAGAAUAAAUCGAAAUGAUAUAAAUUAGCAUGAUCGAGACACCUUUAUACUCUUGACAAUAACGAAGAUAAAAGGAGAAUAUAAUAACUACGUUAUUGUUACUUAUCAAAAAUUCAUGUAACAUAUUACUCCAAUUUUAUGCAAGUCCGUAGAAAAAUAAAGACACAAUUCCGAACGUAGAACAUGAGCUUCGUUAACUACUAAACCUACUUUUGCAUUCUACAUCACUGAUAGAGUGGUCAGAAGUCAAAAAGACGCAAGUCUCUUUUAUUUAAAAUUUUAAAAUGAACAGUGUAGUUUUUUAAUCUCUAUCUAUAAAUAAGUUAUCACCUACCAUCAUCACAUUCAGGUACUCAAAACCGUAGAUAGCCCACAGAACAAAACAAAUACUUUCUUUGCUUACAAAAAAACCUUCCUUAGGUCAAACCAUGGAAGAGGCAAUCAUGAGACUUGAAGGUGCUGAGCACAGAGAAACAAACAACCAUUCCCUUAAGAGAAAGCCAUCAAGAACUUCCUCCACCGCUCCUAGCACUCCCGGAGGUGUAACCAUCGCAAAAGCUGCCCCUGGCGGCGGCGCUUCCGGUGGCACAACCAUAAGGUACCGAGGCGUUAGGCGUAGACCAUGGGGUCGUUACGCUGCUGAAAUACGCGAUCCUAUGUCGAAGGAGAGACGAUGGCUCGGUACAUUUGACACAGCCGAGGAAGCAGCUUGCGCAUACGACUGUGCCGCUCGAGCCAUGCGUGGUCUUAAAGCUCGAACCAACUUCGUCUACCCACUUGAAUCUUACCACCACAGUCUUUUCUCGCCUCCUCCGAUGAACAUGUUCCUUCUACGCGACGUCUUAAACUCUCAGCCUCUUUCUCCUUUCGCUUACCCACACUACAAUAUUUCUAACGUAAGCGGCCUCGUUAACGAUCCCUUCACUAACGCUAACAAUGUUUUCGAAGAUCAUUCGCCUAAAGCAAAGAGGUCAAGUACCAUCGACAACGACAACAUGAUAUCAAUCCUCGAACCAGAACCAGCUGGGUCUGGUCUUCUUCAAGAAGUUGUUCAAGGGUUCUUGCCAAAACCUAUCUCUCAACAAACUUCAACCCCUCCUCAGACCAACCAACCGUGUGUUGGUGUUUUCCCGACAAUGCUAGAGAACGGUUUUCAGACAGAUCUUGGUGUACCGAAUCACAUCAAUGUGGAAGGAAACGGAUUCAAUCAGGUGAAGUAUCAUGGAGAGUUGGCUUGGGCCGAUCAUGCGAGUGGGUUUGAUGCAGCUAAGAUGCAUCAGAAUGGAAAUGGCGGAAUGUUUUAUCAGUAUUGCUUUCAUGAUUAUUAGACCAUUAUUGUUGCUAUUCGUACUUUUUUUUUUUUUGGACGAAUUCGUACGUUUCUUUAAGGUUAUGAGAAAUGAGGUUAUGGGUAUCUAGCUCAAAAGUCUUGUGUCCUUUGUUUCUGUUUAGUUGUAUGAUCAGUUUUAUCGCCCAUGAUAGAUUAUUUUUGCAAGGGCAAUAUUUAUCUUUAAAAAAUAAAAGAAAGAAAUUUUAUCUGAGUAUGCUUUUUGGGGUACAGUAGUGUAUGAGAACAACUAAUUGAUGAUAUAUGACAUAUGUCGAGUAUAUAAGCAAAGUUACGAAGAACAAGUAAAACAUACGGGGAAAAAGACAACACCAAAAGGACAAAAGGAGAUCUCUAGAAAUUAGAUAUUUUCUAAUAAGUUGACUUCAGAAUUCAUGAAGACAGCCUUUGCCUUCUUGCUUUUUUCAUCUUUUCUCUCACCCUCAAAUCAUAGGAAGCACAUAUUCUGAUGUUUACAAUAUCGUUAAAUCGGAAGUACAUAUUUUAAAUCUGAAAAGGAUAAUUGUCUAAAUACUUGUGUUUUUUUUUUUUUUUUGAACAACAAAAUACUUGUGUUUUCUUUGGGUAAUUCAGGUAUUAGGCACAAUAAUACAUCGUAUGAAAAUAUGCAAUGUUAUUAUUAUUUUUGAAAAUAUGUAUGUAUGUAUUUGGUACGGAGGAAAAUAUCAAGCUAAUACGGAGAAUUUUUCAUGUCAUAUUUGGGUUAGGAAAUCUACUUCAAAGGUGAAGAGGAUAAUCCAUCCUUUAAGGUUUAAGAAGACUCUUUUUACUGAGAAUAAAUAAAUCAUUAGAACUCUGAUAGUUGUGAGAACUUUGAUGAUUAAUUUUAUUAUUGUUAUCAAAUUUGUUAUUAAUUAAAGAAGGUGAAUAAUUAGUCAAGAUCAAUAAUAAAAUACAAACAGUAUCCAAUAUCUUUUAAGUUAGGUAAUUUUAAAUUAAUUUGAGCUCGAACAGUGCAAAAGCUUCAUUAAACAGGAAAAAUAGAAUUACUCGGUAUGUAUUUAGGAAUGAGCAUUUUAUCCGUUAAAUUUGAUUCAAUUCGAUCCAAAAAUUAUGGAUAUCCGUAAAGUUUCGAAGUAAAAUAAAUAAUAAAAAUCAAUAUCCGUUAAAAUCGAAACAAAUCACAAAUAUUAAAAUUUUGGGAACCGGAUAUGCGCCCUGGCAAUAUAUAAAUACAUGUGAAUCUUGAUUAUAUUUAAAGUU
Brassica napus (rape) is the source of this 4587-nucleotide messenger RNA. RefSeq names its product ethylene-responsive transcription factor ESR2-like. The transcript has a single exon. NCBI's taxonomy places the organism in Eukaryota, Viridiplantae, Streptophyta, Magnoliopsida, Brassicales, Brassicaceae. Gene Ontology annotation, molecular function: DNA-binding transcription factor activity; DNA binding. The record is from RefSeq and is a predicted model, not a curated record. The coding region runs from base 2465 to 3364 and encodes 299 amino acids. Gene Ontology annotation, biological process: regulation of DNA-templated transcription.